CCUGACUGAGGGAAGAUGGCGGCAGCUGCUGGAGGGGGGGGCUUCGCGGUCUCGGUGCUGGCCCCGAAUGGGCGGCGGGUCACGGUGCGGGUGGGCCCCGGCACCACUCUGCUCCAGAUUCUAGAGGAAGUUUGUGAGAUGCAGAAGUUCAGUGCCAACGAGUAUGAUUUGAAGUUUCAGAGGUCUGUGCUAGAUCUUUCUCUGCAGUGGAGAUUUGCCAAAUUGCCCAACAAUGCCAAGCUGGAGGUGGUGCCAAUUUCUCGUAACAGAGCGGGAACUGAAAACCGAGUUCAGAUUGCAUUGCAGUUGGACAGUGGUUCCCGGUUACAGGACACCUUUCGCCCUGGCCAGACGCUGUGGGAACUUCUCAGCCAUUUUACACAAACUAGGGAGUGUAUGGAGCAGCACGGUGAAUUCUCUCCAGUCUGUAUUUACAUGCGAGAUGAGAUAGCAGGGAAAGCUGCCCUGGAGAGGACAACACUGAAAUCACUUGGUCUGACUGGAGGCAAUGCCAUCAUCAGGGUUGUCAUGAAGAAAUGUGGCUCCUCUGGCCAGGAGGAGGCUGUGGGCAUGGCUGCCCCAUUUAGCAAGCUGCCAGUGAGCCCAGUCUCUACUGAAGGAGCAGUAGAUAUGCCAUUACCUCACACAAGCAUGUUUUCAAAGGACUUGGACCCCAGAGAUGUGGCCUUCUCUUUAAACAACUGCACAGACAAGCAGGACUUGAUUAAAGUAUCCCAGGCCAGCUUGGGGGAAUUGUGGCCUCCCUCAGGUCCUGCGCCUGCCCCAUUUGUCCCUUUCUUUGGAGAUGGACAGCGUCUGGGGGGGACCCCUGUAGCUGCAGACUUUCCAGUGUCAGAUAUGCUAUCUUCAAAGCUGCCAACAUCUCUCUCCAGUCCUGGAGGCCCUUCUAAGCCAAAGAAGUCUAAGACCAGCCAAGAACAGCUAAAGGAGCAAGAGCAGCUUUUGGAGCGAGAGACAGUCGUGUGCCAUCCAGACCUGGAAGAGCCACUGUCUGCUGGUCCACAGGAUCUUCCUGAUGAAUUCUUUGAAGUCACGGUGGACGAUGUGCGGAAACGCUUGGCCCAGCUGCAGAAUGAGAGGAAACGUCUGGAAGAAGCUCCCUUCAUGACAAAAUCUUUGAGAGAAGCUCAGACGAAGGAGAAGUUAGAGCGCUACCCAAAGGUCGUGCUUCGAGUCCAAUUCCCAGACCGUCAUGUUCUGCAAGGGUUCUUCCGCCCUGGUGAAACUGUUGGCAUUUUGAGAGACUUUGUGAGAAGCCACCUUGCAGAUGCAGAGCUGCCAUUUUACCUGUUUAUUGCACCUCCCAGAGCCAUCUUGAGAAAUGAGAAUGAAACCCUCUUCCAGGUCUGGAGAAUUCUUGUUCUCUUGAGGCAUUACUCAGGAAAGAGCAGAGCGAAGCACUCAUUGAAGGGAGCCAGUCAUGGAGACAAUGAUUCAAGCAUUGGAAACAACUGCUCCAUCUUUUCAAAUGAAAAAAUGAGAGUUGACCCAAGAAUGUUCACUGAAAACAUUCGGCCCAGUGAGGCUAACCUCUUCCCAGCAUCUGUCAUUCACUUUGGAUCUGAGGAGCACAGAGAUUGUUACUUGAGACCAGAACUGCUGGAGUCCGCAGUGUCCCCUUCCACAGCUGACUUGCUAGUAGCUAGAAGCUUGUCCAAAUCACUAGUCCCUUCUGCUCCACCAGCUUCAGAAACAGCUGUUCCACCCCCAGUUGGGCCAGAGGAGACAGAUGGGAAAAGAACUGCUGAGAACCCAGAACCAGCAAGAGCUGCGGAAGUUUCACAGCCAGUGAGAAGGCCCCCUGAAAAAGUACCAAAGUGGCUGAAGCUGCCAGCUGGGAAGAGAUGAAACAUCCCAGGUGCUGAGCCUGCAAGAUUACUUGGCUGGACUGAGAAGCAGCAGAAUCAAUUGCACUUCUUUCCAACUAAAUUGCCACAAAGUUUGUAAUAAACCAUUGGUGGUCCUGGAGAGACCUGAACAACAUGAUUUAUUUCUUAGAAAAAUAAAAUAGAAUAGCUAUUUCAUGUUGCUAAUUCUAUCCUGUUGGGAGCAGACAAAGUCCCAUGUGUUGUAACACUGUCUGCCUGGCAGUAAAAGCAGGAUCAGGAGAAAUUCAAGGUGUCCUACAUGCAUGUAAUCUGAAAGGAGCAGGUAGAGAGAAUUCUUCCUAGCCAUCCCUUGACUGCUGACUUUCCUUCUAUAGGUGUUUGACACUCAAGCCUUCUCUCUGAUUUCUGUCUUCAGAGGUUAUCUGCAGCAGUGUGGCUGCUCUGCUACCUGAAACAAGACCUUAGUGCUGAAAUCAGCUGCACAAUUUCACCUACAGCUGUAAAGUGUUGCCUUGAGCUUGGCUGGUCCCUUUGGUGUGACAGUGGCUACUGCUGCUGGUUGUCCUGCAGGGACUGUUUAGAAAACUCACAAUUUACUGAGUGGCUUUUGUUGAGAACUUCCUGGUUCAUUGUACUUGUCUGUUUUCCACAUGCCUAUGGACUAUGCCUCUGGACUGAGCUGUUUUAUUUCCAUUACACAUAAUUAACAUAAUUAAUUACUCCUCUAAUAAGAGCAAAACUCCAGUGAAAGGUCUCUUCAUUUGACUCUCCAUCUGCUGAUUUCUUUGGCUUUGAUAUUGCCUGCAAUGGAAGUGCUGUGUGUUUGCAGUGUGAGUACUGUAAGAAGUGAUGCUCUGCCUCAUGCAUAUGCAGGGUAGGGAUGCGAGUUAAGGUUUAGAAAUGUGCCUGUUAUAGAGAUGAGGUCUGUAGUGCCACAAUAUCCAGGCUGCUGUAUUUUAUUUGAAGUUUUUUUUCAUAGUCCUGUAAUUCCAGUUGGACAGAGUUACUGUGUUAUGGUAAUAAUUCUCACCAUGUUUUCCCUGUACAGAGUUUUUUCCUUGAACUGUGUGUGUGUCUCCACAAUUUGUAGAUGUAAUAAAGCAGAGUGGCCAUAGGAGGCUUUUUGUCGGGC
Messenger RNA from Gopherus evgoodei (Goodes thornscrub tortoise), 2982 nucleotides. It is a transcript of the gene ASPSCR1, whose product is annotated as ASPSCR1 tether for SLC2A4, UBX domain containing. The record is from RefSeq and is a predicted model, not a curated record. Gene Ontology annotation, molecular function: protein binding. NCBI's taxonomy places the organism in Eukaryota, Metazoa, Chordata, Testudines, Testudinidae. Bases 16 to 1869 code for a protein of 617 amino acids. The transcript is spliced from 17 exons.